ACGGCCCCACAACCUUAUAUCCUACCUUAGGUUAGGUUAGGUAGGUAUACUUUGGACAGAGUCUUGUUAUGCUCCGUGUGCUGGUCAAGGCAUAACCUCCGCGCCUAGGUAGUUUUAGAUCUCUAUGACCUCCGUCGCCACAAUGCUACUUCGCUGGAUCGUUUCCUCCAGGAAUGUCAUGUCUUGGUACUAUAGUGGAGUUUAACAAGUAGGUGCUCAAUAUACUCUAUCUGAGUGGCCAAACCCCCUUUCGCCUACGUAGUCUGCAACCUUGCUCGUGGCUGUCGCAUUUGGCCAAAUCAACCCAGUUCACUGGUUCAACAAGGGGCUGCCAAAGAGGCCCAGGGGUUUGUCCGCUUAGCUUUGUCUAUUUUAUGUCUUUAGUUUUGCUUGAUCCUACUCAACCGGGUGGUUCACGUUACCUUUGCGGCGCCAACCUUGCCAUUUAACUUUAAGGCAUGACCCAGCCAGCUGUGGUAGCUCAACACUUGUGACAACGGUUCAACUUUUACCUUCUCGUUUUUUUUUCCUUCUCUUUAUAAGUUCCCUUCUCACCCGUCCCCAAGUUGGGACUUUUAUCUAUCUUGCAUCUCGCUUCGCUGUGCCUGUCUUUACCACUCAGCUUGCAAUAUGCGCUUUCAAACCUUUCUUUCGGCCGCUCUCGGUCUCGCCGCGAGCGUAAAUGCUUACUGGCUUCAAGACAUACAACAUCAAGGUGUUGCACCCUUUGGAGGUGCUGGAUAUACAGUGUUUCGUAACGUGAAGGACUUUGGUGCGAAGGGUGAUGGAUCAACAGACGACACUGCUGCCAUUACGGCAGCAAUGAACACACCCGAUAACAGGUGUUUACAAGGAUGUGCUUCCACCACAACGACUCCGGCAGUCGUUUACUUCCCGUCCGGAACUUAUAUAAUCUCCAAGUCUAUUGUCCCCCCUUACUUUACUCAGAUGGUCGGUGACCCGAAGGACCGACCAGUCAUUAAAGCUACCCCCAACUUCCAAGGUUUUGGUCUAAUCGAUGGCAAUCCAUACUACGGAGAGAACUUGAACUGGGUCUCAACGAACGUGUUCUACCGUCAAAUCCGCAAUUUUGUUUUUGAUACCACGGCCAUUGCGCCAGCAACCGCGGCCACUGGUAUCCAUUGGCCUACCUCGCAAGCGACCAGUCUUAUCAAUGUCGAAUUCAACAUGCCUACAGACCCCAGUGUCGUUCACGUCGGACUUUUCAUUGAGAGUGGCUCCGGUGGUUUCAUGAGCGAUUUAACGUUCAAUGGUGGCGCAACGGGUGCAUCUCUGGGCAACCAGCAAUACACCAUGAGGAACCUAGUGUUCAACAACUGUCAAACAGCUAUCAUCCAACUAUGGAACUGGGGUUGGACCUACAUUGGACUUCAAAUCAACAACUGCCAGAAGGGAAUUGACAUCACAGCUGGUGGUGCUGAGGCGCUUUCAACUGGUUCGAUCACCGUCAUUGACAGUACUUUCAAGGACACUCCUGUUGGUAUUACCACGGCUUACGAAUCUGGUGCUAAGCCGGACACCGCCGCUAGCAUCAUCCUCGAGAAUGUCAAGCUACAGAAUGUCCCUGUUGCAGUCAAGGGCCCGGGUGGCACUCUACUUGAAGGAGGCUCUUUAACGGUUGAAGCAUGGGGACAGGGACACCAGUACACACCCGAUGGACCUAGUGCCUUCCAAAAAACCAUAACGCCCAACAAGAGGCCCGAGUCUCUCGUUCGCAACGGUGCUUACUACGGCCGAUCGAAGCCACAGUAUGAGGAUCUUUCCGCGUCCGAUAUCGUCAGCGCUCGAAGCUCCGGAGCUAAGGGUGACGCUGCGACUGAUGAUACCGCAGCACUACAGUCUGCAAUUAACAGCGCAGCUUCCGCCGGAAAAGUUCUCUUCCUUGACCACGGUGUCUACAAGGUUACUUCAACCCUAAGCAUCCCUGCGGGCUCGAAGAUCAUUGGAGAAGGCUACCCAAUCAUUGUAGCCAAUGGUCAGGCUUUCGGUGACAUGAGCAACCCGAAGCCUGUGCUACAAGUCGGUGCUAAGUCAGGCGACGCUGGACAAGUGGAGUUGUCGGACUUUGUCGUUGGAAACCAAGGACCUGCUCCUGGAGCCAUCCUCAUCGAGUGGAACCUGGCUUCAGGGGAUACUCCGAGUGGCAUGUGGGAUGUUCACGCGAGAGUUGGCGGAUUUACUGGCUCGGACUUCCAAGUCGCACAAUGCCUUAAGCAGCCUGGUUCCACCAACAUUGACCCCAAAUGUAUCGGCGCGUACAUGAUGAUGCACGUUACACCGAAAGCCUCCAACCUGUACAUGGAGAACACAUGGCUGUGGGCAGCCGAUCAUGACAUUGAGGACUCCAAAAACACGCAAAUCACCAUCUACUCCGGCAGGGGUCUUUUGAUCGAGUCGACCGUCGGCAACUUCUGGCUCCUCGGCACGGCUGUCGAGCACAACAACCUCUACAACUACCAGUUUGUUGGAACCAAGAACAUCUUUGCCAGCAUGCUCCAGACCGAGACGCCAUACUAUCAGCCUCUACCCGAUGCGACCAAGCCCUUCCCCGUAGUCGCAGCUCUCCACGACCCCGAUUUCGAAGCGUCAUGUGCAGGUGUUGGAGGAAACUGUGCUAAUGCAUGGGGUCUUCGAAUCGUUGAUUCGACGGACAUCUUCAUCUACGGCGCCGGUCAUUACUCAUUCUUCAACAACUACAGCACUGAUUGCUCUACAGUUGAGGCAGGCGAGAACUGCCAGUCGCGAAUCGUCUCGCUCGAAGGCGCUACUAGCAACAUUAACGUAUACGCUCUUAACACGAUCGGUUCUCUUAGCAUGAUCGACCGGGAUGGUAAGAGCUUAGCCAAAUGGCAAGACAACGUGAACGUGUUCCCCGCAAACAUCAUGUUGUUCAGGACCGGUUAGAAGCCGAGACAUUCUGAACAGCUAUCUUGCGCAAGAGGGGCUUCGCCAGGGAGCGAAAGAAAAUUAUUCCCACGGGGAUACCCAACUUUUGACAGGUACAAUUUGAUACCUGCAGGAUACAUCAUAGGUUGCAUGAGCAGGCUUGCAUACGUUUCAGUGUAUAUCCUUUGAAUUUUUGUGAAUACCUUCUUCAUGUAUAUAUUAGGUGGAA
Molecule: messenger RNA, 3136 nt
Organism: Daldinia caldariorum
Lineage: Eukaryota; Fungi; Ascomycota; Sordariomycetes; Xylariales; Hypoxylaceae
Product: glycoside hydrolase family 55 protein
Exons: 9
Coding region: 631-2925 (764 amino acids)
Molecular function (GO): polygalacturonase activity
Source: RefSeq, a predicted model, not a curated record